UUCCGAGUUAUUCAACCAAACAAGUGGGCGGACCCUAAAGGAGUAUGCAUGACGUGUACUUUCAAAAAAAUUUGGAUUGUUUUAUAUUACGUUGUUGGUUGAAUAGUUUAACCAUUCUAAAAUGCCAAGACUAACUCGGCGAGAUACUGUGCAGCUCUGCUUGUUGCUGUUAGUCGUACCUUUUCAGUUUUGGUUGUCCCAUGAAUUCCGACAACCUCGUCCCGUACUGAAAGCAAUAAUGGAAUUCAUGGAUAGCUGUCAGGGUUCACUUACUCUUUAUGGAUCAAAGUGUUGGGAAAGUAUCCUCUUUUUAUUAGAAGAUAUGAGAGGGUCUCCUGGACAACAAGAUAACUUACCUGGUGAAUCCCCAGCAAUAGAAGUAUUGGAAUACAGGAAUAUCCAAAACAAUAUGUUUGCAAGUUCAACUGUACCUCGUUAUUCAAGAUCUCCUGAUAUACAUUUUAGAAUAGGGGAUGUUGUUUUACAUAAACACAAACAGUUACGGGGGGUUAUUGUUGGAUGGGAUUAUAAAGCCCAAGCUCCAGCAGAAUAUUUAAAAGACUUUUAUAAAACUAAAGAACAAAAUCAGCCAAACUAUUUGAUUGCCAUUGAUACAAGAGAUCGCAUCAAUCCACAAUUCACAUACACUCCAGAUGAGAAUCUACAACUAUUAACAAAUGUUCAUGUCAUUCACCCCAACUUGGAAGAAUACUUUGAACGAUAUGACGGCAGUAGAUAUAUUCCGAGGCCUUGGCUUCAAGCGAUCUACCCCAAAGACUAAUGUGCCGACUGCAUAUAUGUAUAUAUCCCAGUUUUAAAACAUCUAGCCCUACACUCCCUCAUCAAAACUGGCUAUACAUUGACCAAUGCUGUGAUUUCAUUUUGACAUAAAACCAAGUAUUUGUUUUGCAUCAAAUUUAUUUUGUUAAUAAUUUUAUAGUAAGUCACUCUUUAAGAUUAAAGAGUGUUUGCACAUCUGAUGUUUGUCUAAAAUAAAAUCGCCUUAUUAAUCACAGGUUCAGCCGUUCAGCAUGUUAAUAAUAUUGAAUCUUGAAUGUUCAUUUAUUUACAGCACCAUCAAUGAGGAAAAUCCGAAAAUCUAUUCAACAAAGACAUUGGACAUUUCAUGUUACAAGAGAUCAGUGUGUUAAUUUGGUUCUGAAUAAACUUUGACAAUUAAUG
Molecule: messenger RNA, 1182 nt
Organism: Daphnia pulex (common water flea)
Lineage: Eukaryota; Metazoa; Arthropoda; Branchiopoda; Diplostraca; Daphniidae
Exons: 3
Coding region: 122-781 (219 amino acids)
Molecular function (GO): DNA binding
Source: RefSeq, a predicted model, not a curated record